AUGUCUUAUGAGCUGGAGUCAAAGAAGCGCAAGUUCCAUCGGAUCUUGGAUUCAAUAUCCAAACCUCAGCAAACCGACCCAGCCCCAACACCGCCUCCGGCGCAGCCCAUGACAGCGCGAGAGCGUGUCGCGGCCAACCUAUCGAUCAAGAAAGUCCGCCUAAGCAGCAACGAUCGCUCCGAGCUCGCAUCAGUGCGCAAUUCGACCCAGAAAAUAUCCAGACCUACGGACCGAACGCCAUCUACGUCUUCGGAUACCACAGCGUCCUCGAAUAAACGCCCGACCUUUGUUCCUUGGGAUCGCGAACGGUUCCUGGAGCGGCUAGAGACAUUCCGCCGGGUUGAUCGAUGGACUUCCAAACCGGCCCCGAUUAAUGAGGUACAAUGGGCAAAGCAUGGCUGGAUAUGUGCGGAUUCAAAGCGUGUCACUUGCGUCUCCGAAUGCGGCGGUUCAGUCGUUAUCAAACUUCCCGAAGAGAUCGAUGAACUUGAUGGAUUUGAUAGCGAGAAGGUGCAAGAGCGAAACGAAGUCCGCGCAACACUCGUGGAUCAGUAUGCAAAGAUGCUAGUUGAAAACCAUGGUGAGAGUUGCCCGUGGCGGCGAAAGAGCUGUGAUGCAACUAUUCAGCAUCUUCCGUUAACCAACACCGACACUGCCCUGACGGGGCUACACAACCGCUAUCUGAACAUUUUGAAGAUGGGGGAUAAGUUACCAACCGACGAUGUAAUUCAAGCUCUUGAGGAGCCCAACCUUGAUGUUAUUGCGAAAUUACUACCCGAAGAAUGGUUCAAAGAGGCACCACAGCCAGCUAAGACUGCAGCUGCCCCCACGACCGAGGACCAGGCGCCAAAUAACGGUGACCAAGAAUCAUCGGAGACUACGCUUUCACCCGCUGAUACUCCUCGCUCUGUCAAUCGAGCAGCCCUGGCACUGGCAUUAUUCGGGUGGGAUACAGCCUCCGAUGGAGCUGCCGGUUUAGUCGGAUGCAGUGCGUGCUUCCGUCGACUGGGACUUUGGAUGUACAAACCGAAAGACAACGGAGACGUCACGGUUUAUACAUCUCUGGAUGUGGCCAAUGAACACAUGGACUACUGCCCCUGGAUCAACAAGGUCGCUCAAAGCGGUACUGGUCGACCCAACGAGAAAGUGGAAAGGCUACGCGCUGGCUGGGAAUUUGUGGCAGAAGCCGUCAAAGUGAAGAACCGACGACGCAUGCGCUUUGUGAAAUCUUCAGAAAGUCUUCGCCCAGCCACGCCUGUAGAGGAAUAUCCUCUUGAAGACGAGGAUCCAGAGGCAAAGAAGAAAGCAGACAGUGAGUGGUGGACGAAAAUCCAGCGAGUGAGGCAGAUUUUGAAAAGCAGAACGCCGAAACCGAAACCUGCUACGUCUUGA
This is a messenger RNA of Penicillium nucicola, 1392 nucleotides long. RefSeq lists its product as uncharacterized. Gene Ontology annotation, cellular component: nucleus. NCBI's taxonomy places the organism in Eukaryota, Fungi, Ascomycota, Eurotiomycetes, Eurotiales, Aspergillaceae. The record is from RefSeq and is a predicted model, not a curated record. Bases 1 to 1392 code for a protein of 463 amino acids. Gene Ontology annotation, molecular function: zinc ion binding. The transcript has 3 exons.